UCCACCUUGACGCGCAGGUAGCACGGAUUUAGGUUAAAAACUUUGGUUUAAGUGUCGUUUCGCAAAGAGACUUCUCACAAAGGCAAAGAUGGAUUAAAAUAAGCCUGUAUCACCCUGAAGAGCAGUGCGUCUGCGGUGUGGGCAAGCUGUUCGACGAGCCAUGUCAGUGGGCAGUGCCGGUGGUGGUGUCCGGUCCUCUGGGUCAGGCAAUUCCAGGCAUGCCUUCAGCCACAGCAUCAGCCAGAGGUCAUCCUAUGAGGAGCGCUGCGUGGACCCAGUUGAAACUUUACCUUACUCUCAAGAGCCCAAGUCCACACAUAAGGCCGACCCGAGGGAUGCCAAUGGCAACAAGUGUGAAACCAUCGGCUUCAUCCCUGGUUCUGCUGAACCCACCUCCGUGUCACCAAGCUGCAACCCCUGCACCUCACCCAAACGCUGCCGCAGUGUCUUCUGCACAGUCCUGACUUGUGGCCUGUACCGUUUCUGCCAGAGCUCCACCCUCACUCCCUGCAUCGCGCCUAAUGAGAGUUCUCCAGAUGAGCCAGAAAAAAUAAGUCUCAGAAACACCAAGACAAAAGAUGUCGAAGAGGAUGGUAAGGACUGGCUAAAUGACGUGCACAUUGGUGGGAUCAGAAUAGAAAAGUCCAUUGAGUACCCGGAUGAGCCUCGACCCCUGUCCUCUUGUGUGUCCUCCACUGGAGCGGUCACUCACUUCAGCCACUCGUCUCUGCAUCAGUCCAUGGUAUUUGACGACUGGGAGGAGGAGGACGUAGAGAAUGUGGACUCUCUCAUCACAAAGAAGCUACUGGAGCUGUACUCGGAGUAUCAGAUUGAAGAGCUGGCUCGCUGCACCACGGACUCUGUGUUUCUGAGGAAGACCAAAGACAUCAACCAGCUCAUCAACUCCCUGGCUGAAGAGCACCAGAUGGACGAGCAGGAGGCAGAGUGCCGCCUGGUGAGGGGCAUCAUCCGCAUCAGCACCCGCAAGAGCAAAAAGAAGCCCCACAUCUCCAAGCGGGAGAGGACCCUGUCUGACAGUGGCCAUGAGACCAUGAAGGAGAGCGGAUCCACCUCAUUCAGCAACAACAAUGACUACAAAUCCAGCCUAAACAUUCAAAUAUCUGAUCUGACUUCAUCUGAUAAGUACGCCAGGGAGAUGUGGAGGAACAAUGAAGGUCAUUCGCCUGUUUCUCCAACCUCUUACUCACCGUCCACUACAGAGACCUCCUCAGGUGUCCCUCUCAUCCGCUCUGCUGUGAGGACAUGAGGACACUACUCUAGGACACCACACCUGGUCUCCAUGGUAACAUAAUGGAGAGAGGACAUUUAUCGUUGCUGUAGGAGGAAUGUGAAGUCUUGUAUUUAGAAGAAGUAUGUGGACAAACUCAGGGCCUAGUGUGUAGAAGUUUAUGUGUGGUGCAACUGUGUGGAUUUGAAGGAUUGAAUUUGAUGCUUCUUUUUGUGACCGUCCUCCUCUUUUACUGAAGGAACCAAAAACUACUUUUUAAGUUUUACUUUUAAGUCAAACAAUUAAACAAUUAAGUGCCUAUAGUGCUUUGUUUUAUACAGCUACACCUUUAAAAUAUGUUGUAUAUUUAUAAUUUAUUAUAUGUAUUUCCUUUUUAAAUUAAAUGCUUACGUAAUUUAAAUGUAAUGACUGGUAAGGUGGUCGAAUGCCAAGAGUGCAAUAGAGGUAUCACCAGACUCUUAAUGUUCAAUUGUAUGACCAUCAAAUUAUUUUAGAUAUGAAACACAAAUAAAAACAUUAAUUCAUUGUAUACAACAAACAUUUAUAGAUCUUGUCAUGCCGUAAUCAUGAACAAUUGAGGUCAGACAUAAGAGAGGAGCACUAGUUUGCUAUGGCAGACUGAAGUCAACGCCAAAAAGCACAUGCCCUGUUUUUUGCAUUUGCUGUGUGCUAAAUAAAAUCUGUAGAUAGUUUGUCUCAGAAAAUGUGAUUCUUCAGAAACUGCUGCAUUGUUGUGUGAAAAACAUAUACUUUGUUAAUCAAAUGUAAGGAUACUUGAUUGUAUGGAUGCCUUUUAUUGUCUUCUUUGAUUAGCGAGAAAUAGAGAUAUGGCUAGCUAGACUAUAAUAUUAUGCCUUCAGUUUGUUACCUAUGUUGAAGUUGAAAUGAAAAAUGUUUCUCAAUGCUGUUUAUUGUGUGCCUCACGUGGGAAUUUGUUCAGCUGACACAUGUUCUUAUUUUUCAUUAGCCGGUGUGUUCUUAUCAUUUAUGUAUAAACUGACUUUUAAACUAAAUUUUUAAUCGUUUAGUACUUUCUUAGGCUGGUAUAUGUGUGUUAAAAAUGCUGCUAAUGCUUGUAAUAAACCAUUAUGAAACUA
Messenger RNA from Boleophthalmus pectinirostris (great blue-spotted mudskipper), 2346 nucleotides. It is a transcript of the gene kdf1b, whose product is annotated as keratinocyte differentiation factor 1b. The record is from RefSeq and is a predicted model, not a curated record. Lineage: Eukaryota; Metazoa; Chordata; Actinopteri; Gobiiformes; Gobiidae. The transcript has 4 exons. Gene Ontology annotation, cellular component: cell junction. Gene Ontology annotation, biological process: keratinocyte development; regulation of epidermal cell division. The coding region runs from base 161 to 1267 and encodes 368 amino acids.